AUGGUCGCUCCUCGCGAUGCGGCCUACAUUGGAGCCUACCUUUCGACAUUCCUGUUUGGCGCGUAUAAUGUGGUCGCCUAUCAUUGUAGCGUCGUCAUGUAUCACCGCUACAAAAUAAAGCGGUUGCACAUGUACCUCCUGGGCACCCAUAUUGCUCUGUUUCUUCUGAUAAAUUGGCGCUGUAUAGCAAACAUGGCUCGUAGUCUCCACGGCAUAUUCCACAUAUCCCCGGAUGGCACUAUAAAUUUACACCCGACUUGGUCUGCCUGGAGUCUCGUUGAAAACACGCCGUGGAUCAUGAGCGUAAUCGUUGCAGAUGCCUUCAUUGUUUAUCGCACGUACAUCGUCUGGUCGCAGAAUUAUCUCAUAGUAGCCAUUCCUCUAUUACUUUUUGUCGUGGAUUUUGGAGCGGCAAUUUUCCUCUUAGUCGGCAUGGCGAGUUCCAAGACGACUCUUGCACACUUGAUCCAUCUGACGGCUGCCUUUGCCGCGGCGACUUUGGCGGCUAACCUGAUUUGCACCGUUCUUAUUUCGCUUCGCAUCUGGAGGGUACGCAGCAACAUGUCCGGCUUGACAAGAGAAGGUCUCGACCCCUUGAGUGGUGUCGUAAAGCUCAUCGUAGAAUCUGCCGCUAUUUACACUGUUGUACUUAUAGCGGAAAUUAUCGCUCUGGGUGUCGGCAGCGCCGUUUACGACGUGCUCUUCGACAUCCAGUCCCCUAUUAUCGGCAUUGUCUUCUCGAUGAUCAUUAUUCGCGUCAGUCGAGGACAAGCGCAGGGAGAUACCAGCGAAAGUACCGAUGGUACUAUUGCAUGGCGCCAUUCCAGCACGGAAGAAAGUGUACAGAUCAGGCUCCAGACAAUCAACGUCACGCGUAGCGAUGUCGAAGCUCAGCACGAGGGCCCCAAAGUCUCGACGAAGACGAAUUUUGAGUCAUCAGGAUACAAACCCGUGGUUCUGUAUCACCGCUACAAAACAAAGCGGUCGCACAUGUACCUCCUAGGUACCCAUGUUGCUUUGUUCUUUCUUAUAACUUGGCGCUGUAUGGCAACUAUUAUUGGCACUAUGAUCGGUAUAUUUCACGUAGGCACGUAUGGCGUUCUCAAUUUACAUCCGCCCUGGUCCGCCUGGAGCCUCGUCGAAAAUACGCCAUGGGUCCUGACCACAAUCGUCGCCGAUGCCUUCCUUGUCUACCGCACAUAUAUCGUCUGGAUGCAGAAAAAUCUGAUAAUAGUUAUCCCUCUGCUACUCUUUGCCGCGGACAUUGCAAUGGGAAUUUACUUCUUGGUCGUCAUGGCGAAUUCUUCUUCGACUUUUCGAUAUUUGCUUCAUGUAACGACUGCAUUCGCUGCUGCGACACUGGCGGCUAACCUCAUUUGCAUCUAUAAGCACUGCCAAUCGUCAUACUAA
This is a messenger RNA of Guyanagaster necrorhizus, 1410 nucleotides long. RefSeq lists its product as uncharacterized. The transcript is spliced from 12 exons. NCBI's taxonomy places the organism in Eukaryota, Fungi, Basidiomycota, Agaricomycetes, Agaricales, Physalacriaceae. Bases 1 to 1410 code for a protein of 469 amino acids. The record is from RefSeq and is a predicted model, not a curated record.